Molecule: messenger RNA, 2985 nt
Organism: Protopterus annectens (West African lungfish)
Lineage: Eukaryota; Metazoa; Chordata; Ceratodontiformes; Protopteridae
Exons: 6
Coding region: 1-2985 (994 amino acids)
Biological process (GO): G protein-coupled receptor signaling pathway
Cellular component (GO): membrane
Molecular function (GO): G protein-coupled receptor activity; olfactory receptor activity
Source: RefSeq, a predicted model, not a curated record
AUGACUGAAACUAAUAGCACCAUCUCUCAUCCUGUUGAAUUUAUUCUAACGGGCUUUGUAGGAAUACAAAGUGAGGCAAGCUUCAUUUUAUUAGCGUUCUCGGUUAUGUAUAUUUUAACAAUUGCUGGUAAUAUCACAAUUAUUAUAACUGUUGCAAUAGAAGAAAGUCUGCAUGAACCUAUGUAUAUUUUACUUUGUAUGUUAGCCCUCUCUGACCUUGUCCUAUGCAAUACUGUUCUGCCUAAAAUGUUGGCAAUGUUAUGGUUUAUGGACAACCGGAUCAGAUUUGAAGGAUGUUUUAUUCAGAUGUUUUUUGUACAUAUGUUUUCAGUAAUAGCAUCAUCAGCUUUACUCACAAUGUCUUUUGAUCGCUAUUGUGCAGUAUGCAAUCCAUUAAGAUAUCGAAGUAUUUUCACAAACAUAUUUUUACUAAAACUUUGCCUGGCUUGCCUUGGUAGGGGCAUAUUUUUUACACUGCCAUUAGUCUGGUUUACAUUACGGCUACACUAUUGCAGCUCUAACCUCAUUUCUAUUUCUUACUGUGAUCAUAUGUCACUUGUAAAACUUGCCUGUGAUGAUACAACAUUAAACAAUGUAUAUGGCAUAGUAACUAUGAUUGUUGUUAUUGGACUUGAUUCUGUUCUUAUCCUCUUUUCAUACAUUAAGAUAAUCCAAGCUGUUAUGAAACUUGACACAGGAGAGGCAAAGCAAAAGGCUUUAAAUACUUGUGGGUCUCAUCUCAGUGUUGUGUUCCUUACAUACAUAUCAGCUGUUUUUUCUUUAACAGCACACAGACUAAGCAAUGUAGCUACACCCAAUGUUCUUGCAACAUUUUCAUGCAUAUAUUUAGUUCUACCUGGAGUGCUAAAUCCAAUUAUUUAUGGAGUAAGAACAAAAGAAAUUAGAAAAAGUUUUAUGAAACAUUUAAUAAUCAAAAGAAGCAAACAGGCUCUGAUGUCCCUAAAAAUGGGGAAUGAAACUAAUAGUAUAAUCUCAGGUCUCCCUGUAGAAUUUACUCUUACUACUUUUUCAGGAAACCAAAUGCGGCUGAGUUUAAUUUCUGUACCAUUCUUAUUUAUUUAUAUGUUAUCAAUGGGAGGUAAUGUUACAAUUCUGGUAAUUAUCAAAAUAGAGGAAAGCCUUCAUGAACCUAUGUAUAUUUUUCUAUGCAUGUUAGCCAUCAUAAAUCUUGUCACAUGCAACAUUGUCCUGCCUAAAAUAUUGGCAAUGCUUUGGUUUAGGGAAAACAAAAUAAGUUUUGAAACAUGUCUGACCCAGAUGUUUUUUAUUCAUAUCUUCUCUGCAGCAGAAUCAUCAGUUUUAGUUGCAAUGUCCUUUGACCGUUACACUGCCAUAUGCAAUCCUUUAAGAUACACAAAUAUAUUUUCAAAUGCAUUUAUGCUGAAAAUUGGAUUGCUGUGUUAUAUCAGAGGAAUAAUUUUAAUCAUUCCAGAAGUGUGGCUUGCAUCAAGGUUACCAUACUGCACCUCAAGAAUUAUUCCUAUUUCUUACUGUGAUCACAUGUCAGUUGUAAAACUUGCAUGUACAGACACAACAGUUAGCAAUGUGUAUGGGAUAAUAGUAAUAUCUUUAAUUGUUCUUGUUGAUUUUGUUCUUAUUGUGUUGUCAUACAUCAAGAUAUUUCAAGCUGUCUUAAAUAUUGGGUCAAGAGAGGAAUACCAAAAGGCCUUAAACACUUGUGGAUCACAUCUAUCUGUAGUGCUAUUUCAAUAUAUAACUGCAUCCUUUUCUUUUAUUACUCAAAGAUUAGGUAAAGUAGCUGGCUCUGAUGCUUUGGUUUUAUUUUCAUGUUUGUAUGUUAUUCUUCCUGCAAUGCUGAAUCCAAUUAUUUAUGGCAUAAGAACAAAAGAAAUUAGAAAGAACAUUCUGAAACAUUUGAAAAUUUCAUACAGAUUUGCAACAGUUGGUGUCAGCAAAUUUUAUCUCAGGACAAAACAACUGAUCUACACAAAGAUUGCAACUUUGCAGAAAAUAUUGCUUGAUCUAAACUGCAAUUACAGUAGUCAACAAGAAAAAGAUAAAUGGCUAGAGUUUAUUCUUACUACUUUUUCAGGAACACAGAUGCAACUCUGUUUAAUAUCUGCACCAUUCAUAGUUAUGUAUGCUUUAGCAAUUGCAGGUAACAUUACACUUAUGGUAAUUGUGAAAAUAGAAGAAAGUCUCCAUGAACCUAUGUAUAUCUUACUUUGUAUGUUAGCCAUUAUAGAUCUUGUCUCUUGUAACAUUGUCCUGCCUAAACUUCUAGCAAUGCUUUGGUUUAGGGAAAACAAAAUAAGUUUUGAAGCAUGUCUCAUCCAGAUGUUUUUUAUUCAUAUUUUUUCUGCAGCAGAAUCAUCAGUUUUAGUUGCAAUGUCCUUUGACCGUUAUACUGCCAUAUGCAAUCCUUUAAGGUACAUAUCAAUAUUUACAAAUGCAUUUUUGUUGAAAAUUGGAUUAGCUUGUUUUACUAGAGGAAUAAUUCUACUUGUACCAGAAGUGUGGCUUGCAUCAAGGUUACCAUACUGCACCUCAAGAAUUAUUCCUAUUUCUUACUGUGAUCACAUGUCAAUUGUAAGACUGGCGUGUACAGACACAACAGCUAGUAACAUAUAUGGGAUAAUAGUAAUAGCUUUAACUGCUCUUGUUGAUUUUGCACUUAUUGUCUUAUCAUAUACUAAGAUCUUUAGAGCUGUCUUGAAUAUUGGGUCAAGACAGGAAUACCACAAGGCCUUAAAUACCUGUGGCUCUCAUUUAUGUGUAGUGCUAUUUGCGUAUAUAGGUGCACUAUUUUCCUUUAUAACACAAAGGUUUAACAAUGUUGUUGGUUCUGAUGUUUUAGUUACAUUUUCAUGCUUGUAUGUAGUUCUUCCCGUAACAUUGAAUCCAAUUAUUUAUGGCAUAAGAACAAAAGAAAUUAGAGAUAACAUUGUGAAGCUUUUACUUCCUAGGGAAAAAUUAAAACCAGCCGGGAUCAAAGCAGUCUGA